Rhinichthys klamathensis goyatoka is the source of this 1346-nucleotide messenger RNA. It is a transcript of the gene prozb, whose product is annotated as protein Z, vitamin K-dependent plasma glycoprotein b. Gene Ontology annotation, cellular component: extracellular region. The coding region runs from base 155 to 1345 and encodes 396 amino acids. Gene Ontology annotation, molecular function: serine-type endopeptidase activity; calcium ion binding. The record is from RefSeq and is a predicted model, not a curated record. Gene Ontology annotation, biological process: blood coagulation; proteolysis. NCBI's taxonomy places the organism in Eukaryota, Metazoa, Chordata, Actinopteri, Cypriniformes, Leuciscidae. The transcript has 8 exons.
AACGUCAACAUCGCAUUAUUUUCUGUUAAUGCUUCACGUAUCCUGAGGAAGAGCUUUGAGGAUAGUUAUUGGCUGUAUUGAUUGUGGGCGGAGCUACAGACGGGCUGAUGAUCCGUGACUGACAGGUGUCAGGAGCUUCUGCUGAUUGAUCGUGAUGGAAUCACUGAUAUGUCGUGUGCUGUUCUUCACGCUGAUCAUUCAUCAUGUGUUGUCGGAGGAUCAUCGCACGGUGUUUCGGUCUCACCGGCGGGCGCAUUCACUGCUCCUGCGCUCCAGACGGGCUAAUGUGUUUCUGCUGGAGGAGAUCCUGCCGGGGAACCUGGAGCGCGAGUGUCUUGAGGAGAAGUGCAGUAAAGAAGAGGCCCGGGAAUACUUCGAAGACGACCAGAAGACAAAUGACUUCUGGACCAAAUACUAUGACGGGGAUCAGUGCAGCUCGGGUCCGUGUAAACACAGCGGAGUGUGUAAGGACGGGAUCGGCGGCUACACCUGCACCUGCUCCGACAUGUACAUCGGCGCCGACUGCCAAACCGAUAAGUCCCAGUGUCUGUCUGCCGGGCCGCUAGCAUGCGAGCACUUCUGCAGACCCGCGGCGGGCGCGUAUCGAUGCUUCUGCACGCGCGGAUUCAAGCUUCACAGCAACGGCAGGAGCUGCACGCCAAACGUUCAGAACCCGUGUGGGACGACGGAGACGUCCAGCUUCUGUCCUGAUGGACGCUGCCCGUGGGAGGUGCGGUUCGUGAACGGCAGCGGUGAUGUCAUCUGUCACGGGGUGGUGUUGGGUCGUAGGUCAGUGCUGACGUCAGCCGGGUGUAUGUCAGCACUGCCGGAGCGCCACGUCUCUCUCGCGGUCCGGGACUCGAGCUCAGCGCUGGCUGUCUCCAGCUGGACGCCUCACAAGCAUUACUCGUCCGGUCCGGAGAACGAUCUGGCGUUCCUGGAGCUGAAGGAUCCGCUUCCCGAACACAUGCCCAUCGUCCCGCUCUGCCUGCCGGAGAAAGACUUCAGCGAGAACAUCCUGAUGAGGGCUGGCCGAGGGGGCGUGGUCAUGGGCGGAGCCAGACACGCUUACCUCUCAUUGGACGACUGUCGGAACGCUCUCAACCUCACGUUCUUGAUGACCAACAAGAUGUUCUGCAUGGAGAGACAGGAGUCUGGAAGCAAGCGGAGGGAGUGUGAGGGGAAGCCCGGGAGUCCCGUGGCGACGGUGGAGGGGAAGACGGCGUUCCUGACGGGACUCUCUCUCCCGGUCGGAGGCUGUGAUGAAGGCCUCGUGUUCACCAAACUGUCCCGAUACUUGCACUGGCUCCGGCCGCUGCUGCACGCAUCCGAGAAAGAACAGUGAU